GUAUAUAUAAGUAAAUAAAUGACAGAGGCACAGAGCUAGGUAUGUUAGAAUGUGGCGGCGCACGGCAAUGGGAGGUGAUGAUGGGCAGGAAAGACGCGGUGGUCGUCCUCACGCCGUAAUGAUUCCAUACCCAUACCAAGGCCACGUCACCCCCUUCGUGUACCUCGCCAUCAAACUGGCCUCCACCGCCGGUUUCACCGUGACCUUCGUCAACACCCAGCACGUCCACUCCCAAAUCUCCAAGUCCCAUCAUGAAGACGGCGGCGGGGACCUGGUCUCCAUCGGGCGAAGAUCCGGGCUGGAUAUCCGGUACGUGACGGUUUCGGACGGGUUCCCGUUGGGGUUUGACCGGUCGUUGAACCACGACCAGUUCAAGGAGGGUCUUCUGCACGUGUUCUCGGCGCACGUGGAUGAGGUGGUCGGGGACCUCGCCCGCUCCGCCGACCCUCCGGUCACGUGUUUGAUCGCCGACACCUUCUUCACCUGGACGUCCGUGAUCGCCGGGAAGUACGACCUGGUUAAUGUUUCGUUUUGGACCGAGCCGGCCCUGGUGUUGUGUCUGUACUAUCACUUGGACUUGCUCAAGGAAAAUGGCCAUUUCGCUGCUCAAGAUCAAGAGAGGAUUUGGAAACGAAAGGACAUGAUAGAGUACAUACCGGGUGUGAAGGCAAUAGAACCAAGGGACCUAAUGUCAUACCUUCAAUCGGCUGACACGUCGACGGUGAUGCACAGAAUCAUUUCCAAGGCCUUCGCCGAUGUCAAGAAAGCAGACAUCAUCAUUUGUAACACCGUCCAAGAGCUCGAGCCCGAUGCUCUAUGUGCCCUCAAUGCAGCUCAACCCACCUACUCCAUCGGUCCUGUGUUCCCCACAACCCCAAUCACCACCAGCCUCCUCUUCCAGUCUGAUUGCUCUCACUGGCUCGACUCCAAACCCCCCGCAUCCGUCCUAUACGUUUCUUUCGGUAGCUACGCCCACACCAGUGAGUCUGACAUCCUAGAGAUUGCCCAUGGCCUCAUCCUCAGCGAGGUCCACUUCCUUUGGGUUCUUCGCCCUGAUAUCGUCAGCUCUGACCGACCACUCCCCACCCAUUUCCUGCCCGACGACUUCGGAAAGAGCGGUCGGGGCUUGGUCGUGCCUUGGUGCCGCCAGCCCGAGGUCCUCUCCCAUCCCUCUGUUCGUGGAUUCUUGACCCACUGUGGCUGGAACUCCAUUCUCGAGAGCAUCUGGUGCGGCAUACCAUUGCUCUGUUAUCCCCUCGUCACCGACCAGUUUUCCAACCGAAAACUGCUUGUCAACGACUGGAAGGUCGGGGUCAAUCUUUGCGCCUCAUCUCCCAUUGCCCGCCUCCAAAUCGCCGACAACAUUCGCGCUUUUAUGAGUGAGAGCUACCAUGUAGAGUUGAAGAAGGUUGCCCUACGGUUGAGAGCCACCUUAGCGGAUGCCCUUGCAAUGCCCCCCGCCGCCACCAAUACUGAUAAUAAUAAUAAUGCAGGAGCAACAAUUGCUCCUUCAGGUGCAGGUUCCUCCACCACAAACUUUAAUGCUUUUGUUGAGGAUGUUACCACUCGCUCCACCACCAAGUUGCAACUCCACCACGGGCGGCAACCUAAGCCCAACAGUAUCGACCACUGCUCCGGAUCCUCUACUCAAGCAAUCCCAGCCAAUAUUAGUCUUCACUUUGUACCGCCAAUCAUUACUGCAUGCAAUUCACAUCCAGGGCCGAGAUAGCAACAUCACUCAAGCAUAUAUGCAUACACAUUGAGUACUUGAGUCACACCAAUCCGGCCACUUUCUUACUUUACUCAUAUCACUAGUGUAGCACAAGACCGGGCAUGCCCCGUUAGUGUUAAUUUGAUAUGUGUUCAGAUGAAAAACAUUAAUAAACAUUGUGAGCUAUUUAUAAUAUAUGAUCACGAGUUCGAAGUCUUAUUAAUCUUUGACUAUAGUAGAUUAUGUCCAUUUGUAUUUUACAAUUGACGAAAUAAGGUCUGAUAUGAUAUGAUCUAUUUAACUAUAA
Messenger RNA from Cuscuta europaea, 2018 nucleotides. NCBI's taxonomy places the organism in Eukaryota, Viridiplantae, Streptophyta, Magnoliopsida, Solanales, Convolvulaceae. The record is from the annotation of a GenBank genome assembly.